AAUUGUUUGAUAACCGUUGCCAAGGACACAGAAAAAUGUAAAAACUUUUUCACAACAACAUUUAACCCACAUUCACCUUAAAAAUGCAAAACGAGAAGAAAGAUAAGAACAAACGCACCAUUGCCUAUGUCGAAGAGGUGUUCAGACAAAUCCAAGAGAAACCCGAUGUUACCGAUAUAAUGAUCCUAAAUUCUAAGGGAAAUCCCAUUAAGACCACCAUGGAAAUGUCAGCUGCUAUACAAUAUGCCGGUCUAUAUGAAAUAUUGCGUGACAAGGUUACCAUGGGCUUGCAGAAAAUUGAUCCAAAAGAUGAUAUAACCAUGCUAAGAGUGCGUACUACAACCAAUGAAACUCUCAUUGUGCCAGAUGGUAAAAUAACGGUAGUGGCCAUACAAAAGGCCCGUGAUCGUUAUCACAAUGAAUGAUGGUAGAGUUGUAAAACAAUAGCGAAAAGUUUUUAAUAAAAGUUCUAUAAAAAAUA
Molecule: messenger RNA, 481 nt
Organism: Stomoxys calcitrans (stable fly)
Lineage: Eukaryota; Metazoa; Arthropoda; Insecta; Diptera; Muscidae
Product: dynein light chain roadblock-type 2-like
Exons: 2
Coding region: 84-425 (113 amino acids)
Biological process (GO): microtubule-based movement
Cellular component (GO): centrosome; cytoplasm; cytoplasmic dynein complex
Molecular function (GO): dynein intermediate chain binding
Source: RefSeq, a predicted model, not a curated record